AGAAGCUCGAGAGCUCAAGAACAGCACUCCAAACACUUGCCUUCUCUCACCCACCAAACAACUCUGACCUCAAACAUGGCUGAUUCGGGCUGCAUGGCUUCCCUUAAAGACGACGAGGUGUUAUGCGAAGACACACUCAUGCUUGAAACGGAUGAUGAAUACAUAGAGUUGCUGCUUAGCAAAGAGAACCGCUGCUGCACCAGAGCUCGUGCUGCAUCGUCCGAUGACUCGCUUAAAUCUGCUCGUUCUGAUGCUGUUCGAUGGAUUCUGAAGAUGAAGGUCCUCUUUGGCCUCGGCAUGAGAACGGCGUACGUGGCUGCCAGCUACCUCGACCACUUCUGUGUUCAUCGAUCAAUUGACUCGAUGAGAGAUAAGAGCUGGGCAAUUCGAUUGCUGUCACUGUCUUGCUUAUCUUUGGCCGUGAAGAUGGAAGAACUCAAAGUCCCAGCUUUAUCGGAGUUCCGAACAGAGGACUACCGAUUCCAAACUGAAGCCAUACAGAGGAUGGAGCUUCUCAUUUUGAGUACGUUGGAGUGGAAGAUGAGCAUGAUCACUCCUUUCUCUUAUCUGAGCUAUUUCGCUUCCAGAUUCCAAGAACAUGGAUCAGAAGACUUGGCGUGGGAGGCCAUUACGCUCAUCCUUGCAAGUAUUGAAGCAAUCAAUCUAGUGGAAUAUCGACCUUCAGUCGUAGCUGCUGCUGCAAUUCUUGCUGCAUCGCAUGAAAGACUCACUCAAAAGUCAGUGGAGCUCAAGCUGAGUGCAAUCUCAUCAUUCAGACCAUUGGACACUUCUGAUGAUCCAAGAGACAGAUAGAGAAGCUUCACACAUCAAAACAUUUAGCUUUAAGUCAAUCGGCAGCAAAUCGUUAGACUGUCAACAACUCUGUUGAUGCC
Musa acuminata subsp. malaccensis (wild Malaysian banana) is the source of this 893-nucleotide messenger RNA. NCBI's taxonomy places the organism in Eukaryota, Viridiplantae, Streptophyta, Magnoliopsida, Zingiberales, Musaceae. The record is from RefSeq and is a predicted model, not a curated record.